Messenger RNA from Amphiprion ocellaris (clown anemonefish), 1624 nucleotides. It is a transcript of the gene clp1, whose product is annotated as cleavage factor polyribonucleotide kinase subunit 1. The record is from RefSeq and is a predicted model, not a curated record. The coding region runs from base 117 to 1442 and encodes 441 amino acids. Gene Ontology annotation, cellular component: mRNA cleavage factor complex; nucleus. NCBI's taxonomy places the organism in Eukaryota, Metazoa, Chordata, Actinopteri, Pomacentridae. Gene Ontology annotation, molecular function: polynucleotide 5'-hydroxyl-kinase activity. Gene Ontology annotation, biological process: tRNA splicing, via endonucleolytic cleavage and ligation. The transcript has 6 exons.
GAAUAUUAUUGGCUAUCGAGGCAGUGACCUCAUCAUCACGCGACUGUUCACGGCAGCGGCUCCUCAUGAGAAGUGAGCUUCUUUUCGUUCUAUAGUAAGGAUCGAAAUUAACCCUCAUGGCAACAGAAAGUGUGGAGAAGACAAGUGAAGAUGUUCCAGCACCUGGGAAAGUCAGCACCAGGUAUGACCUGGAAAAGGAGACUGAACUCCGAUUUGAGGUUGAGGCAGGGGAGGCAGCAGAGCAACUGGAGCUGGAACUCCUGACAGGAAUGGCUGAGGUUUUUGGCUCAGAGCUGAACCGCAACAAGAAGUACACAUUUGGACCUGGCUCCAAAAUUGCAGUUUUCACCUGGCAAGGUUGCAGUGUGAAUCUUUAUGGGAAGCCAGAGGUGGCUUAUGUGUCCAAGGAUACACCCAUGCUACUCUACCUGAACACACACGCUGCCCUGGAACAGAUGAGAAAACAAGCCGAGCGGGACAAUGAGAGGGGGCCGAGGGUGAUGGUGGUGGGACCUACAGACGUGGGGAAGUCGACAGUCUGCCGGCUGCUUCUCAGCUAUGCAGUGAGGGUUGGCAGGCGGCCAACACUGGUGGAGCUGGAUGUGGGACAGAGUGGGGUGUCUGUACCUGGAACAGUGUCAGCGCUGUGCAUCGAGCGUCCUGCAGACGUAGAGGAGGGUUUCUCAGUCCAGGCUCCUUUGGUCUACCACUUUGGCUCAACCACUCCAGGGACCAACAUCAAACUUUACAACAAGCUGACGUCAUGCCUGGCCGAGGUGUUUUCUCAGCGCUGCGAAGUGAACAGGAAGGCCAGUGUGGGAGGCUGUAUCAUCAACACCUGUGGCUGGGUGAAGGGCUCUGGAUACCAGGCUCUGGUCCACUGUGCUUCAACCUUUCAGGUGGAUGUGGUGCUGGUGUUGGACCAUGAGAGGCUCUACAAUGAACUCAAGCGAGACCUCCCUCACUUUGUGCGGGUUGUGCUCCUGCCCAAAUCCGGGGGAGUGGUGGAACGCUCCAAGGAGUGCCGGCGGGAAGCUCGGGAUGAGAAAAUCCGCGAGUAUUUCUAUGGCUUCCGGGGGGUGACCUUCUACCCUUUUUCUUUUGAAGUGCGUUUCUCAGACGUCCGCAUCUACAAGAUCGGGGCACCGUCCAUCCCAGACUCGUGCUUGCCACUGGGAAUGUCUCAGGAUGACACGCAGCUGAAACUGGUGCCAGUGACUCCAGGCAGAGAUCUCACCUAUCAUGUGCUGAGCGUGAGCAGUGCCGAGGAUGGAGAGGAAGGUGCUAGAAAGGGUAUAGUGGAGAGUCCAGUCUGUGGUUUUAUUGUGGUAACUUAUGUAGACACUCAGGCCCAGGUGAUGAAAGUUCUGUCUCCAGCACCCAGGCCACUGCCCAGACAUACUCUGCUCAUCAUGGACAUCCGCUUCAUGGAUAUGAAAUGAGGCAAAACCUUGGGGAUGAGGACUCGGGAAGAAUCAUUUUUGGGAGAAGUUCUGUUGGAUUUUGUUUUCAGAUGUUCUUCCCUGUAAAUACUACACAGAUUUUUUUUAACAUUGAAAGCGGUAACAGUGUAAUUUAUACCCCAUUCAAAAGAUCAUACUGUGUAGAUGUCUGUGGCAUGGGA